This is a messenger RNA of Xiphophorus maculatus (southern platyfish), 968 nucleotides long. It is a transcript of the gene aqp8, whose product is annotated as aquaporin 8. The transcript has 5 exons. Gene Ontology annotation, biological process: water transport; transmembrane transport. The coding region runs from base 65 to 838 and encodes 257 amino acids. Gene Ontology annotation, molecular function: water channel activity. Gene Ontology annotation, cellular component: plasma membrane. Lineage: Eukaryota; Metazoa; Chordata; Actinopteri; Cyprinodontiformes; Poeciliidae. The record is from RefSeq and is a predicted model, not a curated record.
GACAGGUGGAAACAAACAGAAGUUCGCCUCAGUCAGCAGACUGCAUCAGGAGUGAAGGGACACCAUGGAGAAACUGGAGAUGGAGGCUCCAGACUCUUCCCUCAUGGAUAAACCCAAGAAGCCGAUCUCCAGGACGCUCAACAAGUACGAGCGGAUUUUCCAGCCCUGCCUGGCGGAGGUCCUGGGCACCAUGUUCUUUGUCUUCGUUGGCUGCGUGUCCGUCAUCGAGAACUUGCCCGCAGCGGGGCGGCUGCAGCCGGCUCUGGUGCACGGCCUGGCGUUGGUGGUUCUGGUGGCCGUCAUGGACAAAAUCAGCGGCUCCCAUUUCAACCCUUCCUUCACUGUGGCCGUCUGCCUGUGUGGCGGCAUGGAGCUGGCGAUGGUGGCGCCGUACCUGGUCAGCCAGCUGGUCGGAGGAGUCCUGGGGGCGGGCAUGGCUAAGCUGAUGACCAGCCCAGAGCGCUUCAGCAACGCCAGCGGGGCGGCCUUUGACCUCCUGAGGUCAGAGAGCCAGCUGUACCGGGCGCUCUUCGGAGAGGUGGCCAUGACCUGCCUGGUGACCCUGGUGGUGCUGAUGGUGGCGGUCAACAGCCGGACCAAAACGCCCUUCGGCCCGUUUCUGGUGGGAAGCACCAUCAUGUUCAACAUCCUGGCAGGAGCUGAUAUUUCAGGAGCUUGUAUGAAUCCGGCCCGAGCGUUCGGUCCGGCCCUGGUCACCAACCACUGGACCUACCACUGGGUUUACUGGGUGGGGCCCAUUACAGGCGGGGCGGUGGCCGCUGCUCUGGUCAGGCUCGUCCUGGGAGAUCAGAAGUUACGAAUCUUCUUGAAGUCAUAAUUCGGCUCUUUAUUGUGGUGGAGGUAUAAACUUUAUCUCUGCAUACUUUUGACUCAUAUAAUAUUUCAUGGAUGUUUUUGACAUUGGCAACUGUUGAUUUAUGAGUAAUAAAAACAGAAGUUAAUGUUUA